Molecule: messenger RNA, 3951 nt
Organism: Podarcis lilfordi (Lilford's wall lizard)
Lineage: Eukaryota; Metazoa; Chordata; Lepidosauria; Squamata; Lacertidae
Source: the annotation of a GenBank genome assembly
UGCACAUCCAAAAGUGCGUGCGAAGUGUGCGGCGGGGGAGAAAAUAUAUUUGUUUAUAAAGGCAGUAAUCGAAGCAGGUAAAAUGCUUUUUUUAUUUUUUUUUUUAUUUUGCAAGGGAGAGAAAUGGCACGAUCGCGUCAGUCGGGGAGAACACUAAAACGCUUUUUUUCCUUUAUUUCCCCUGAACCGAGUAAGGGGAAAACCGACUUUAGGACCUGUUCGUUGCGCGCUGUUAGAGGCAGCGCCGUGCGCCAGCGUGGAGUCACGUGUAUUGCAGGAACCCGAAACUGAGAAGUUAACAAAGUAGGAUUGCUCUCAUUGUAGGAGAAGACGGAGAAACGGCGGCGUGCGAUAUGUAAGUCACUAAGGAGGCAGGUGUAAUUUUUCAUAGGGGUUUUUUAUUUCUUCCCGAGAUCGCAUUCCACACGGAAGUGCAGGUGACUCUCUGCUGCUUAUCCGGAUUGCAGUCGUCAGGUUUGUAACGUUAAGGACGCAGUGGUUCGUUUGGCAAGAACCAGAGGAGGAUUUAUUGAUAGGACAUGUGCAAGAUAGAAACCGAAAUCUGCAACUGGAGCAGGUCUCUUCCAGGAAACAGUUUGGCUUAUUGUAAUGGUAACAAUUUUUAAUUUAUUUAUACCUCGCUCAUCUGGCUGGGUUUCCCCAGCCACUCUGGGAAGCCUGCGGAAAGCCAUCUAAUCCAGAUUUUAAUUUUACCCUGACUUGUUUUUAAGAGGUGGUUUAAUUAUUGUUUGAUUUUAUAUCAAUGUUUAUAUUUGAUGUUAGCCACCCUGAGCCUGGUCUCGGCCAGAGAGGGUGGGAAACAAAUAAAAGUUUUUAAAAUUUUUAUUAUUAUUAUUACAGCACAUUAAAAAAUGCAACACAUUAGACAUUAAAAACUUCCCUAAACAGGGCUACCUUCAGAUGUCUUCAAAAAGUCAGAUAGUUGUUUGUUUCUUUGACAUCUGAAGGGAGAGUGUUCCACAGGGCGGAUGCCACCACCAAGAAGGCCCUCUGCUUGGUUCCCUGUAACCUUACUUCUCGCAGUGAGGGAACCACCAGAAGGCCCUCGGUGCUGGACCUCAGUUUCUGGGCAGAACAAUGGAGGUGGAGACGCUCCUUCAGGUAUACUGGACUGAGGCCAUUUAGGGCUUUAAAGGUCAGUACCAACACUUUGAAUUGUGCUUGGAAAGGUACCCGGAGCCAAUGUAGGUCUUUCAGGACGGGUGUUAUAUGGUCUCUGUGGCCACUCCCAGACACCCAUCUAGCUGCCGCAUUCUGCCACAGUCUAGCUAGCCUUCUCCAUUAAUUUGCCUGAUCCGCUUUUAAAGCCAUCUAAGUUGGUGAGCAUCGCUUCCUUCCUGUGGGAGGGAGUUCUUUAGCUUAACUAGGUUCUGCAUGAAGAAGUGCUUGUUUUAUCUGCUCUGAGGGAGGGUUUCUUAAUAAGAAUUAAGUAUCCACACCCACUGUUGUGCAUGCCAGGAUCUAGAAUGAAUCUGGACUGAAAGCAUUUUGGAGAUGAACAUGAAUGGAUUGAGAAAAACUAAUUUUUUGUGGCACUAGCGGGUGAGUGUGUGCACAACCUGAGGCUGCAAUCCUACCCUCACUGUCUUGCGUAAGAAAGUAUCAGGAAUGUCACACCUAAGGCAAUGGGACAUACAUGCCUGCAUGCCUCCCUUUUCUAGGACCAUUGCAAAAUCUGUUGAGUUUUGCACAGGAGGAUAAAAGGGGGAGCACACAGCAAAGUUUUCAAUUAGAUGAUGCAAGCAUGCAUACUUUCCAUCAAUAUGCUCUUUAUUUUCUCUCUCACACACAGAGGUGGGAAAGCCUCUUUUAAGAUGAUGGGUGGCACCAGCUGUAUUCUUAAAUUUAAAAACUAUAGAUUUGGAUUGGCUGACCAAUUAAUUGUGAAGGCACCUUUCAAGCACAGUGGAACCUUGGUUCUCAAACUUAAUCUGUUCCGGAAGUCCGUUCAACUCCCAAAACAGUUUGAAAACCAAGGCAUGGCUUCCGAUUGGCUGCAGGAGUUUCCUGCACUCAGGCGGAAGGUGUGUCGGACGUUCGGUGUUUGAAAACCGGAACACUUCUAGGUUUUCAGUGUUCGGGAGCCAAUUUGUUCGUCAACUAUGCCGUUGGAGAACCAAGGCUCCACUGUAUAUCUUUGGUUGGCUUGAUGGAUUAACCCAGGUGAUCAGUUGACAAAGGCUGCAGUCCUAGGACACCAGAGGUGGGGAACCUGUGGUUCUCCAGAUACCGAACCUUUAACCUGAUUUGGUGGUGCUGUGGUCUAAACCACUGAGCCUAGGGCUUGCUGAUCGGAAGGUCGGCAGUUCAAAUCCCCGCGAUGGGGUGAGCUCCUGUUGCUCGGUCCCAGCUCCUGCCAACCUAACAGUUCGAAAGCACAUCAACGUGCAAGUAGAUAAAUAGGUACUGCUCUGGUGGGAAGGUAAAUGGCGUUUCCGUUCGCUGCUCUGGUUUCACCAGAAGCGGCUUAGUCAUGCUGGCACAUGACCUGGAAAAACUGUCUGCGGACAAAUGUCAGCUCCCUCGGCCAGUAAAGCGAGAUGAGCGCCGCAACCCCAGAGUCGUUCGCGACUGGACUUAACUGUCAGGGGUCCUUUACCUUUUUUUAAAAGACAUCUGAAGGCAGCCCUAUUUAGGGAAGCUUUUAAUGUUUAAUAGAUUAUUGUAUUUUAAUAUUCUGUUGGAAGCUGCCCGGAGUGGCUGGGGGAACCCGCCAGAUGGGCGGGGUAUAAAUAACAAUUUUUUAUUUUUAUUUUAUUUUAAAUUCUGGAAACAAAAAGCGCCAAUGAAUUCCGCCCCUCCCCAGCACUGAUGAUAUUUCCCUUCUUUUUAAAGGAGACAUGGCCUCUGUCCUCAGCACUGUCUUGCAGUGGGCUCUCAGCAUCGUCAUCCCAUGUUUUACAGCUCAGCUCUGGAGAUUCAUGAACAAACUGCUGACCUUCGUGGUCGUGGUGGCGCUCGCUGUUCUCCUCUCCACGAUGUGGCUAGCCAUGAACAAAGCGGAGUAUUCCCCCAUGGGCACGGACCACGAGGUUGCUGUGACAGCCAAGCAGUUGUGGAAGCCCACCAGUGUCCUCAAUAUCAUGAAGGAUGCCCUGUUGUACGUGGCUAACCUGCUGCCCUCUUACGAACCACUGACAGCUGAGAAUCUCCUAAGGCACCGUGAUCGGCUGGAUGGUGUCAACUACAUACUCCAAGCCUGUUUCAACAAGGCCAUUGAUACCUUUCUCCAGGAGCCGUGGUCUGUGCAGCAAAAUGCCCAGCUGGUUAUCCAGUGCGGCGGACCUCCCAUAGAGUUUCGGUCUGGCAAGGGGGACUGCCAGAUUUCUGUAUAUGUCCUAUACAAGCAGAUCCAGUGUGAUAUCAAAGAGCGGACGGCCGAAAUGUACCUUGCGAGGCUGGCCAUUCGCAAGGAGCCGCUGAGCGUCGGAGACCUGCUGAGAGUGAGGCAGAGCUUGCGCUCCUGGGGGGUUCUUCCCGAGGAACUAGGCCACUGCUUGGAGUUUGCAGUGGAAGAGUUUGCCAAGGAGCCGUUCUGCGUCCAGGACAAUGCCCACAUGGUUGUAGACUGCGGCGGGCAGGUGCUGAACUUUGCCUCUGGCGAAGGGGAGAAUAAGAUCAAUAUCUACGAUGUACGGGGAGGCCUCAUUCACUACCGGAUCAGGAUCUCGGGUUCCUGGACCAGCAUCGUACGGUUCUUUCAUGGGAACAAAAAUCACGCGCAAACACGUGCGAGGAAGCCUCUGCAGUUAGAGUGAGAUCAGAGCUACGAAAGGAGCUCGCCUUUUCUCGCCUCUAAAAAGACUGGUUCACAGUUUCCCCCAAACAUGAGAGAGGCAGAACAUGUGCACAUUUUUGCAAACAGCUCCCCCCCCAUUAAAUGUGUUUUGUAUGUUGUUUUCACAAAGUCAUGGAUUUUUAUGCACGCUC